Marchantia polymorpha subsp. ruderalis is the source of this 4259-nucleotide messenger RNA. Lineage: Eukaryota; Viridiplantae; Streptophyta; Marchantiopsida; Marchantiales; Marchantiaceae. The record is from the annotation of a GenBank genome assembly.
AGCAGGAGGCCCGAGAUCUACACCAUUGGAUUCCUUCGUGCGGCGGCCAUGAUGCUCGAUAACAGCCUCCCGACAAAGCAUGUUUACAUUAUUCGUCGAGUCUUGGACACGUCCGGUUUCGAGGUUGGCUCUCUGGCGCGGCUCUCGUACAACAUGAAGCACCGGAUUUGGAAGGAACUGAGCUUCGGUAGACUAAUGGCAUGAGUAAAUAUAGCGAUAGCAGCAACAGCAAUUGCGUUGAAGCCUCUGUCUCUCACCAAAGCUGGUGUAGUUUUGUUUUGGACUCGGAGUGAAGAUUCCUCAAUAUGGCGAGUGGAAAUAGUGAAUGAUCGUGGUUGAACCACGAACCAGAGACUCAUGAGCAGAGCGAGUGUAUCUGUGGUUCAAAUCAGUACUCGCUUCACUUGCGUGAGAUUGCAGAUGACUUACGAUAGACUUCUGCGACUGAGACUACAGGGAAGAAGCAUCAUUCUCUUUACCUCAAUGGGUCUUGAUAAUCGUCACCUCAAUGAGGCUUACCAAUGAGGGAUACUAACUUGAUUCCUUGGGUACCGCUCCUUUUCUCUCCAACUUCUUACCUUACUCGAGAUCAUCAGGAGGUCCCAAAGUGCAUCAAGUACAGACUGCAGAGCGUAGACGAUGCUGCCAAGAUCAAGUGGAUCCACUUCGCAAACCCAGCCCGUAGAUAGUAAUCCUGCUGAUCAGAGAAGACGGAUAUGGCUGAAUCCAAACCUUAUCUCUUUUUCAGUAGCAAAGAUACCGUUCACAUUGAACCGGUACCAGAACAAACCAGUACUUACCCUGACAGAAGCCCUGCAGAAACUACGAAGAGGAGACAUGAAAGUGCAAGAUUUUCCUACCAUGUCAGUUGUUUCUGUCCCUUACGGGACCGACUCGAAGUAUUACACCUUGGACAACAGAAGACUCUGGAUAUUCAGGGAGUACGGUCAAAAGAUCGAAGUUAUAAUAGAGGAGCCUACUGACGAAUUCUGUUUCAAGCUGACCACCGUACAAUGUGCUGAAACCGUAUGUAUAGUUGACCAUGUGGAAGAGAACCAUGAAUUCAAGGAGAGUUCUUCGUUUCUGUCCAAAGUGCUUCGAUGGUCAAUCGAUAACAUUAAAGAUGACCAUUAUUACAAAGCCCAGAUGAGGCUGAUUCCACCAAGAUUUGAAAAUUUGAAGGCCUAUUUCGAAUCGUUUUUGUGGCCGAUGGUUGAAGACACAAAAGCAGAGAUUUGCAAGAGUCUACAGCUUGUGGAACAGAGUUCUAGAAGAUUUGCUCUCAAGUGCUCAAUAUAUGAGUUGCAAAUUCCUCAGAACAAUCAGGUGCACAUGGGCCAGUUUGAUCUGAAAAAAUUUCUACUGGUGACCGACUUGAAACAUUACAACACUCAGUUUUCAGGUCGAGUCCACGACUGGAAACACAAGAAGUGGGAUUUGGUUCUCAUGUGUACAUCUCUACCCAAAAGCUUCAUCGAACUCCAGGAUGCGAGUCAAUGCUACACUCUGGGCGUGCUCACCUCUUCUGGGGGACAGUCAAAGUUGCGAAAUGUCCCUGCUGUCUUGAAAGUCACUGCCUUCUGUCCGAAUAAAGGUGAAGGUAAAUUGGUCCGAGCUAUAACUCGAAGCGGCAGCAAGUGGUACAUUGUUGUUCUGACCAAUCUUUCUACUGCACUCCGAACUUGGGACGCUUUGAACCCGGACCUACAUUCUGCUCUUGACAGACUUCGAUUGGUUAGCGAGACUCUGUACAGCACUUGCGAAGAUCAAUACCAGAGCACGAUCUUUAAUCUAGAUAAUGGACAUUUGGGGAGUUCAGACAAGGAUAGUGCUGGUCAUAUGAAUCUAGUUCAAAGCAUUCAGCAGUUUUGUUCCGGAAGAGACUUGAAUCAUUCACAAACAGAAGCGGUUGUGACAACAGCCUCUGCGCUGCACUUUGGUAGCGAACCAAAGGUGAGACUGAUAAAGGGGCCUCCAGGGACAGGGAAAACAGCUACUGUGGUCACAUUUUUAUCUGUUAUUACGUGCUUGCUAUACAGGACCUUGGUCUGCGCCAGCGCUAACAGGGCUAUUUGUGAGGUCGCACAAAGGUUUGUAUACCUUGUGAACCGCAUGCCCAGUCCUGAGAAAUCUUUUCAGUACUAUCCCUUUUUCACCUCGUACGGUUGUGAAGGAGCUUGUAAGUCUCUGAAGCUGGGUGAUGUAGUCCUUGUGGGAAACGAUGAAAGACUAGAGGUGGAUACUACCCUGAGCAUGAUAUAUCUUCCAUUCAGGGUCAAGAGAUUAUCAGAAGCAAUUCUCCACUCAAGAGGUUGGCGACAGUCGCUGCAGAAUGUGCUCAAGCUUGUUAAGGAUCCCGCACACCAAUUCGAAGCAAUAAAUAAGACUCGGGAAAUCGGAAGUAUAAAUCAUGCCAGGGCAUUCCUGCAGUUCUUUAAAGAGGGACUUUUAUGUUGGGGCAGUCAAUUGAUUUUGUCUGGGUAUAUAAUCUGCCGUGACUUACCCAAGAAUUUACUGAACCCUGCAAUGAGCUGUUAUGUGAGCAUGACAUGUGCUGCUGUUGCCGAUGCCUUAGAGAACCUACCAUCAGAGUCUGACCUUUCGGAAGAACAAGCUUGGAGCUGGUUCAAAGUAUUGUGGAACCCUGGAGCUCAGGGUGAAUAUCGGAAGUCCAUUGUCGGGGAUAGUUUCAGGGAGGAGAUUCAUAUGUCGCUGAUGCUUCGAAAGGUGCACGCCUUUCUAUCCUCUCCAUUCAAAGAGAGGGUUUCAAGGCUCCUCUCCAGCUUAAAUGAAGACAAUCUGGAGGACAAGUGUCUGCAGCACGCCUGUGUGGUGUUCUGCACAAUUGCCUCAGCUGGACGUCUAUGCGUUCAAAAUUCUGGACCUUUCAAGUCUUUGGUCAUAGAUGAGGCUUCACAGCUCGUAGAGGCAGAAACAGCCAUUGUGACACAACUACCUGGUCUCCAGCAAGUUCUCCUCGUCGGAGAUGAAAAGCAACUACCGGCUACUGUUGUAAGCAUGAUGGCUAAAGAUAUUGGCUAUUGCCGAAGUUUAUUUGAGAGACUUCAGGUUGUUGGGCACCCUCACCAGCUGUUGAAUACCCAAUACAGGAUGCAUUCGGAUAUCAGUCGGUUCCCAAACCGUCAGUUCUAUGAAAAAUGUCUGGAGGAUGGCGAAAAUGUUACAAGUGUGAUGUAUGUCAAGCCCUAUCAAGCACAAUAUGGUCCUUACUGCUUCAUAAAUGUGGCGGAUGGCAAGGAAGAAAGGGAUAGGAACGAAAGCUCCGCCAAAAAUUUGGUUGAAGUUGAAGUACUCUACUACUUGCUGACAAAGUUACAAACAGCUUGUGAAGGUCAUGCGAUUACAUCCACUAGUGUUGGCAUCAUCACACCAUAUGCAAGCCAGGUUGACGCCUUGAGCAAGAGACUUUGUCAUGGCGGUGGGGAUCCUUUGAAGCGCUUUCCGAAUCUUCACGUGGAGAUCAAAACCGUAGAUGGGUUCCAAGGUGGAGAAAGAGAUGUAAUUUUAUUCUCGACUGUACGGGCAAAUGUGGAAGGAAAGAUAGGAUUUCUCACAGAUUGUCGAAGACUGAAUGUGGCUCUUACCCGUGCAAGGUACUGUCUUUGGAUAGUCGGCCAUGCUGCAACUUUGGGAGCAACGAGGGAUGGAAUAUGGACCCAUGUGCUCAACGAUGCAAAAUCGAGGAACUGCUUCAAAGACGCGAAAGAUGAUGAAGAUAUGUUUAGAUCUUAUCGACAUCUUGAGCGCUUCAGCAACCAGGAAUCUGACAAGGAUAACGUUGGCGAAAGUUCAGCGAAGAGGAUGAAGGUGACCUAGUCCCAGAAAGACUCCUUUCCUGUAGAAUAUGUAUGUACUAUGUAGAAAAUCCCCACUCACAAAUUCAAGCCCCUGACGCGUAGAUAGAUGAUAUGACCAUGAAGUCCAGCUCAAAACCUUGAACAUAACUGUAGAUAUGAGCUGGGAUCGUGAUUUGUAGUCUACUUCGCUUUCUUGAUGGUAGUAGCUACUAAAAAGGGCUUUUGAAGAUGCCUGUUUAUUGGGAAUAGAAACCUCCAGAAAUAACGAGAUUGAACUCAUGAUAUAAGAUUAGGAUCGUCUAUCCUAGAAUGGGAUGAAGAUAAAUAUUACACCUUCCCAUGCUUACUUCUCAGAGGGCCCAUGUUCUGAGCACGUGUAGUUUUCAGUUGUUGGUUGAAUCCACGUAAUCCCUCGUGAAGGGCGGUUCACCUUUUUGACCC